Molecule: messenger RNA, 10780 nt
Organism: Actinia tenebrosa (Australian red waratah sea anemone)
Lineage: Eukaryota; Metazoa; Cnidaria; Anthozoa; Actiniaria; Actiniidae
Product: scavenger receptor cysteine-rich domain-containing protein DMBT1
Cellular component (GO): membrane
Source: RefSeq, a predicted model, not a curated record
AGCUGAUACUGUUAUAAGGAGGAGGCACAAAAGUGAUCAUACAAAAAAAAGAUAAGAACCCUCUUUGUUAUCCGCCAGAUGACAAUGAGAAGGUUUUUCUUCAUUAUUUUUCUUGGCAGUGCGUUUAAACUGCUUGAUGCAUCCAGCUUGAGGCUUGUUAGCAGCUCCAAGUCUAGUUCCUUUAUUAAAGGCAUCUUAAAUGUCAACCACAAUGGAGAAUGGGGGACGGUAUGUGAUGAUUCCUGGGACAUCAGAGAUACAAAUGUUGCAUGUAGACAACUGGGUCAUGGAAUAGGACUGGCACACAUGCACCUGGGAGAAGGAAGUGGAAAAAUUUGGCUGGACGACUUGGCGUGUACAGGGUCUGAGAGCUCGUUGGGCAGUUGUACUCACUCAGGUUGGGGUGACCAUAACUGUGGACACGAUGAAGAUAUUGGAAUCGUUUGUCAAAUCGUGCCUGAUGUUGGUGUACGUCUUGUUGGUGGUAGCGUUUCACAUGAAGGUCGAAUUGAGGUUCGGUUUAAUUCCAUAUGGGGUACUGUCUGUGAUGAUUCGUGGACCCUCAAUAAUGCAAAUGUUAUAUGCAAAAUGCUAGGCUACCAAAAUGCCAUAAGAUCGCGGGCAUUUGGAUCAGGUUCUGGACAAAUUUGGCUUGAUGAUGUAUUCUGUAAAGGAGAUGAAGACUCGAUCAGUAAAUGCCGACAUAGAGGGUGGGGUGUUGACAACUGCGGUCACAGUGAAGAUAUUGGCGUUGUAUGUCAGCCCAAAGGCUCACCUGAUGUCAGUGUACGUUUGUCUGGGAAUAUCCCAAAUGGUGGUCUUGUAGAGGUACGUUAUUAUGGUGUAUGGAGAUCCAUCUGUGACACCAACUGGCGCCUACGAGAUGCUACAGUCAUAUGCAAAAUGAAAGGUUUCAGUCAAGGUGCUGUAGCGUUCGUCAAGGGAUUGCAAAGUUCUGGUGAUACUUGGUUGUUUGAUUUGGGUUGCCGUGGACACGAAUCUUCUAUUGAGAGAUGCAGCACGAUAAACUGGAGACAGGGUAGCUGCGCAAACAAUAAACGAGCUGGUGUUAUCUGUAAUAAAGACUCACCAAAUGUUGCAUUUCGGAUAACGUCGGGAAUACACAGCUAUGUCGGAAGACUAGAAGUUCGCUAUUACGGCACCUGGGGAGCUGUAUGUUCUAACACCAUUGAAAUAGAAGAAGCACAUGUUGUGUGUAGAAUCCUCGGUUAUAGAGAAGCAAUUACUAUCUAUAAACACGAACAUACUGACAGCAUGUCUAUGUUUUCAAUGACGAUGAAAUGUUCUGGCCGUGAAAAUUCAGCCGAGGAAUGUCAAAAUGCUUUUCGUUCCCAGCAAGUUAAGACAUGUGCUAAAGAUGUCUGGAUACUGUGCCGACCAACAUCUGGCUUGACAUGGAAGUCCAACCUUCGUCUAGUAGGGGGAUCAUCACCAAAAGAGGGACGAGUGGAGAUACAACAGUACGGAGUCUGGGGCACAGUUUGUAAUUCUGGCUGGGACAUACGUGAUGCUAACAUUUUGUGUCGUAUGCUGAACUUCACGGGCGCUAUUACUGCAAAACAAAGGUUUGGUAGCGGCACAGGUCCAAUAUGGCUGACAGUAGUGCGUUGUAAUGGAAAUGAGAAGGACAUAAUGGACUGCUCUAGCAGUGGAUUGGGGAGGUCGGGCUCAUGUACCCAUAGUGACGAUGCUGGAGUGGUUUGUCAUUCAUAUCCGGUUCAGAAUCCUAACGUCGCUGUUCGUCUCAUGGAUGGACCCAAUUCAAAUGAAGGCAGAGUAGAAGUACAAUAUUAUGGAGUCUGGGGCACAGUCUGUAAUGAUUUGUGGGGACUUGCAGAUGCUCACGUGGUCUGUCGUAUGUUGAAGUACAGCAAAGCAUCGUUGGCGGGAACUGCUACCACGCAAGGGGGUGGUGUUAUUUUAUUGGAUGAUGUGAAGUGUCGAGGAAAUGAGAAAUCUCUGGCACAAUGUCAUAAUUAUGGAUGGGGUCGCCAUGAUUGCAGCCAUAGCGAAGAUGCUUCGGUUAAAUGCGACCACUUGUCAGAAGAGGAAGCUUCAGUUACUGUUCGCCUGACAAAAGUGGAACAAAACCUUGUUGGUCUGGUAGAAGUUCAUUUUAAUGAAAGCUGGAUACCAGUCUGUGAUGAUACCUGGGAUAUAUUGGACGCUCGCGUGGUCUGUAGAAUGCUUGGUUACAAAGCAGCUCUAGCACCAAUACGACAGUAUCGUCAAGGAGUAAAUGGAUUAUGGAUGGGUGGUGUGGAAUGCAGUGGCGAUGAAGUAUCAAUUAGCCACUGUUAUCAUCGCGGGUGGACGAACACUMGAUGUCCUGGAAACUAUUUUGCUGGUGUGAUGUGUAAAGUGUCGGAAGAAGAAAUCCCAUCUAUACAAGUUCGUUUGGAAAACGGAAGUUCACCCAACUCAGGUCGUGUUGCUGUUCGCUAUGGUAACGUAUGGGGUACCAUAUGUAACAGGGGACUGGACAUCAACGAUGCUAAGGUGAUUUGUCGUAUGCUCGGCUACCCCGGGGCAAGUAAAGUGUAUUUAAAGUCCACCUUCAGCCCUGGAAAUGGUACUAUCUGGUUGAGCAACCUGGAAUGCAGUGGAAAAGAGAAGUCUUUUACUGACUGUCGUCAUCCAGGAUGGGGGAAUACGACGGCAUGCAGCCAUAGAGACGAUGCGGCUAUAUUGUGCAAAAUAGCUAGCGCUCCUGGAUUCCAGAUCAAUGGAACUAGCGCCAUCGCCGAAUCAACGGUGGUGAUCUUAUUCAAUAACUCACAACAGAUUAACGCACAGAUUAAGAGUGUUUAUCAGAUAGCAGUAGAAAAAAGAGACAACGAAAAACGCUUAAAAUCCAACGAAAAGACACCACCUUUUGUUUUCAAAGACGUCAAUGCCACUAUAGCCAGGGAAAUGAGUAAUAGAUAUAGCUACAUUGCUGCGGAGAUCCCGGGUCCCAUUUCGAACUUGACGAUUGGUAACGGUCAGUAUUACCAUGGUUACUACAACGCACCGUUAGAACCCGGAUCGAUGUAUAGAGUACACGUAAGGGUCGUUACCAUGGCAAUGGAUGGGAAAGCCGUACAUGGUCACCAUGACUUCGUUGCGUUUACAACAAAGCGGGUAUCUACGAAAGGGCGAGCAGAGAAGGCAUCAUCAUCUGAUAGGGGUACAGCAAUAGGAUUGUCCUUGUUGAUUGUCAUUUUGAUUGGUGUCAUUGUUGCUGGUAUUGUUUGGUAUUUCCUAAAGAUCAGGAAUCAACCCCAGGGGGACAAAAACCAGCAAUUGCAUUUAGAAGGGUUAGAGACAAACAGGCCUACGCAUGCAGAUGCUGAAAGUCCUGAGGAACAUUACCAAGUUCCUCCUGUCCUUCCAGACGAUGACCCUGAAACCCAGCAGUACGUUAACACAAGAGCCUAUCAUCAUACUGCAAACCCUCGAGCUAAGGCUCUAAUGUCAAGAUUACAGAAACACCGUGGAAUGCCUGAAGAAGGAGGUGCAAUACAUGUAGAUGGUUUUCAUGGAAGGAAAUUAGAGUUUGAACAUUUUGAACACAAGUUUGAGGAGUGUAUAUCCAAGUCAGCAAUUCAAACAAAGUUUGAGUCUCAUGCAGUGAGUGGUCUUUGUGUUGUUAAUACAGUGAAGACUGUCCUGGAGACGAUUACUGGAUGGGCUCAUGAGCAGAGAAGCUCAUUGCAAGAGUCUUUGAUCAUGGAAAACAUGGCCACUGGUCUCUUGGUGUUUUUCUUGUGUCGCUUGUUAUCACAGCCUGUUUAUACGUCGAGCAAUCAUAUUCGUCUGGCAGAUGGCAGGACUCCAAACGAAGGACGCGUCGAAAUCCUCGUACAGGGGGUCUGGGGCACAGUCUGCAAUUCUGGUUGGGACAUGCUUGAUGCGGAUGUAGUGUGUCGUAUGCUGAAAUACAAAGGGGCAGUUAGAGCAGUUAAAAAUUUUAAUCAAGGAUCUGGUCCUAUAUGGUUGACAAAAAUAGAAUGCGUGGGUCUUGAGUUGGACAUUUUGAACUGUUCUCACGAUGGACUGGGGCAGACGAGCUCGUGUAGUCAUGAACACGACGCUGGAGUGAUUUGCCAUUCCUAUCCAGGUAAAGUACAAGUACGUCUGGUUGGAGGUGUGGCACCUUAUUCUGGUCGAGUAGAAGUCAAGUUCAAUAACACUUGGGGUACAGUCUGUGGAGGAUGGAGCUGGGACAUCAACGAUGCUUAUGUCGUCUGUCGUAUGUUAGGCUACCGAAAAGCAAUAGCUGGCAUUAAAAAGUUCGGAGGAGGACAAGGAAAAGUGUGGUUAGAAUACAUGCAUUGCAGAGGCUGGGAGAGUUCUCUGGAACAGUGUAAACAUAACGGAUGGGGCAGACCGUGGUGUAGUCAUGACUACGAUGCUGGGGUUAUAUGCGAUAGACCUGGAGUUCAAGGACCAGACGUAGCUGUUCGUCUGGUGGGUGGACCUACACCUAAUCAAGGCCGAGUGGAGGUGCGUUACUAUGGAGUCUGGGGCACAGUUUGUAAAUAUGGAUGGGGACUAUCAGAUGCUCACGUGGUGUGCCGUAUGUUGAACUACAGCAAAGCAUCAUGGGCAGGAACUGCUUUGGUUAAAGGGAGUGGACCUGCAUUAAUGGCGUACCUGAGGUGCCGUGGAAGUGAAACAAACAUCGAAAAAUGUCGUCACUAUGGGUGGGGUAUGGCGAGCUGCAAGCAUUGGAAUGAUGCAGGAGCUAUUUGUCAGUCACGCAGAGAAGAUGUAACUGUUCGUUUAGUUGGAGGGCAAAGGCACUAUGGACGAGUAGAGGUCCGAUACAACGAGUCAUGGAGACAAGUUUGUGAUGAUACCUGGGAUGUAUCAGACGCUCACGUGGUCUGUAGAAUGCUUGGUUACAAUGGAGCACUAGCGGCGAUCAAGAGGUUUGGUGCAGGGAAGAUUGGACUGUGGAUGGGUGGUGUGGAAUGCAGUAGCGAAGAAUUAUCAAUUAGUGAAUGUUAUCAUCGUGGAUGGACGAACACGGGAUGUGUAGGACGUCGAUUGCAUGCUGGGGUUAUGUGUCAAACAACACAAGAACCUCCGCAAGUAGAAGUCCGCUUAGAGGAAGGAAGUUCACCCAACUCAGGUCGUGUUGCUGUUCGUUAUGGUAACGUAUGGGGUACCAUAUGUAACAGGGGAUUAGACAUCAACGAUGCUAAAGUGAUUUGUCGUAUGCUUGGCUACGCACGAGGAGUGAGUCAGUACACCUCUAAACCUGGGAAGGGUACUAUCUGGUUGAUGAACCUGGAGUGUAACGGUACAGAAAGGUCCAUCACUGAUUGCCACCAUCCCGGAUGGGGACAAACAACAUGUAGUCAUGACAACGAUGCUGCGGUGGUAUGCCAGCGAAGAUAUUCCACUGAAGAACGUCCUCUAAAUGAACCUCGUAUUAUUGGAGCUCACAAACAUUACGGUAAAGUAGAGAUAAAAAACAACGGGACCUGGAUACCAGUCUGUGAUGAUACCUGGGAUAUAUCAGACGCUCAAGUGGUCUGUAGAAUGCUCGGAUACAAAGGAGCUCUUGCAGCAAUUAAAAGAUUCAAUGUUGGACAAGAAGGACUUUGGAUGACUGGCGUACAAUGUAAUGGUGAUGAAAAAUCGAUUAGUGAAUGCUCACAUCGUGGAUGGACAAACACCGCGUGCCCAGGGAACGCUCACGCUGGAGUUAUGUGUGGAACAUCUAAAGAUUUUCCAACAUUACAAGUUCGUUUGGAAGACGGAAAGUCACCUAAUACUGGUCGUGUUGCUGUUCGAUAUGGUAACGUAUGGGGUACCAUAUGCAAAAAGGGACUGGACAUCAACGAUGCUAAAGUGAUUUGUCGUAUGCUCGGAUACCCUGGGGCAAGAAAGGUUUAUCCAAAGUCCACCAUAAGACCUGGAAACGGUACUAUCUGGCUGAGUAACUUGGGGUGUAAUGGAACCGAGGACUCGAUUUUUGACUGUCGCCAUCCAGGGUGGGGACAAACAACGUGUAACCAUGACAAUGACGCUACUGUUGCGUGCAAAUUAGGGAGGAGGAAAGAAGUCUUGGAUCCACCACAUUUCUUCAUCAAUGGAACCCACGCCAUCACCAUUUCAACGGUUACAAUAGUGUUAAACGACUCACAGAGAGGAGACUUCCAGCUAAACAGUGUAUAUCAAAUUGCUUUGGAAAAAAUAGAAAAUGAAAAAUGGCUGCAGUCUUCACGAGACAAAGAAAUGAAGCAUUUCGGAUUUAAUGAAAUCAACUUUACUAUGGCAACACAAAUGGAUAGUCAUAGUUACAUAACCGCAGAGAUCUUAGCUACUAUCUCCAGCUUAACGAUUGGAGAUGGUCAGUAUUACCAUGGUUACUAUAACGCACCGUUAGAAGCCGGAUCAAUGUAUAGAGUACACGUAAGGAUCGUUACUGUGGCAAUGGAUGGGAGAAAGUUUUAUGGGGAGAGKGCUUUUAUUACCUUUAUUACGAGAUCAAUAUAUAAAGUACCAUCUAUAGAAGGGAAGGCAAGAGUUCCUGGAUGUAGUAAUGAGGCUAUUGUUAUUGCCUUGUCCAUGGUCAUAUUAACUCUAGUUGCUGUUAUUUUAAUUGUCGUUUGGUAUUUCUUAAAACGUAUAAAAGCAGAGAGAAUUACGACAUCGAAAGGUCUUACAGAAAGCCGAGAUGGAGAUGUCUGGCUGACGCCCACCAGCACCAAAAUCAAUUCCACCUUUCCUUCUGGUAUCCUGUAUAUAUUCCACAAUGGUGGAUGGGGUACAAUAUGUGACGAUGAUGCAUGGAGUAUGGAAAACACUCAAGUCGUUUGCAAAGCACUUGGCUAUGCAAGAGCUGUGGAACACAAGAAUAUGGGAGGUGGAACAGGAAAAAUCUGGUUGAGUGGUGUACGAUGUUUAGGAACUGAGGCAAGUGUAGCAAGCUGUGCGCAUUCGGGCUGGGAGAACGCAUCGAACUGUAGCCAUAAACAAGACGUUGGGAUCGUAUGUCAAGCAGCGCCUAUUGCUACUGUUCGACUCAGUGGUGGUAACCGAUUGGAAGGUAGAGUCGAGGUUCGAUACAACAAAGAAUGGGGUACCAUAUGCAAAGACGGAUGGAAUAUAAACAACGCUAACGUAAUAUGCAAGAUGUUGGGUCACAAGAAAGCUAUCAAAACCAAGAGUUUUGGACCAGGUUCUGGAAGAAUCUGGCUUGAUGACGUAGCGUGUAAAGGAACCGAGAUGUCUAUUGACAAAUGUCACCACAGAGGAUGGGGAAUUCACAACUGCGCACACAGGGAAGAUUCUGGCGUCAUGUGUCUGCCAAGAGGUCCUUCAAAUGUCAGUGUACGCCUGGUUGGUAGUGACCUCCCUAACGCCGGCCGAGUGGAGAUACGUUUCCAUGGUGUUUGGAAGUCUGUAUGUGAUACAAAGUGGGAUCUUCGAGAAGCAAAUGUGAUCUGUUUGAUGUUGGGUUACAUUCAAGGUGCUGCAGUAGCCAUUAAGGGUUAUAAAAGCGCUGGUGAUGUUUGGCUGUCCAGUGUUAGCUGUAAUGGAGGCGAAAAGUCAAUUGAAAGGUGUAAAAACCUGAAAUGGGGCAAGGCAAGUUGUAGGAAUGAUAGACGAGCAGGGGUAGUGUGUAAAUCAGGCACUCCAGAAAUAGCGUACCGACUGGUAGAUGGAGACAUCGCUCAUAAAGGGCGCCUUGAGGCCUAUUACUAUGGAAUAUGGGGAGCUGUCUGUGCAGAUACCAUUGAUAUCCAAGAUGCUCACGUGGUCUGCAGAAUGAUGGGGUACAGUCAGGCUGUUACCAUCUACAAACAAAGUGGAGAUUCGUUUAAAUUUUUGAGCAAAAUUCAUUGCAAUGGGAAUGAGAACUCAACAGAGCAGUGUAACGGCGCCAAGUCAAGGAUAAACACCUGUCGCAGUAAGAAGGAUACUUGGAUUAUUUGCAAGCCAAAACUAGCUGAUUUUUUCGCAGAGUCUAAAAAGGUCCAGGCGCGUCUGGUAGGGGGAGCCACGCCAAAUAAAGGACGCCUUGAGAUCCAGCAGUACGGAGUGUGGGGCACAGUGUGUAAUUCUGGUUGGAACAUUAUGGAUGCCAAUGUUGCGUGUCGAAUGAUGAACUUCACUGGGGCCAUUUCUGUGAGACACCAGUUUGUCCACGGAACUGGACCAAUAUGGCUGACAAACAUCAACUGUAAAGGGGAUGAGAAGAACCUACUCGAGUGUUCACAUGAUGGACUGGGGAAUACCAGUUUUUGUAGUCAUGGUAACGAUGUUGGAGUGGUUUGUCAUUCGUAUCCAGCUCAAAAACCAAUUAUGGCUGUUCGUCUGGUGGAUGGAAACACUCCAAAUCAAGGCCGAGUAGAGAUUCGAUAUUUUGGAGUCUGGGGCACAAUUUGUGACGAUUUAUGGGGACUUGAAGAUGCUCACGUGGUCUGCCGUAUGCUAAACUACAGCAAAGCAUUGUGGGCAGGAACAGCUGACGUCAGCGGAAGUGGUUAUAUAUUAUUAGAUAAUGUUCAGUGUAGCGGCAACGAGAGGUCAUUGGAACACUGUGCGAAUAAUAGUUUGGGUCAGCAUGAUUGCGGUCACAAGGAAGACGCUGGAGUGAUAUGUGAUAAUCUAACACAAGAUGAGUUAGCUGUUACAGCUCGUCUUGUUAAAACUCAACGAAAACAUGUUGGCCAAGUAGAGGUGAAAUACAAAGGGACCUGGAGACCAGUCUGUGAUGAUACCUGGGAUAUACUAGAUGCACACGUGGUUUGUAGAAUGCUUGGUUACAAAGGAGCCGAAGCGCCCAUAAGACAGUACGCAAAAUUAAUGUCAAACUUAUGGAUGAGCGGUGUAGUGUGUAGAGGUGAUGAAGAAUCGGUCAGCCACUGUUUUCAUCGUGGAUGGACGAACACUCGAUGUCCUGGGAACUACUAUGCUGGUGUCAUAUGUAAAGUAGAUGAAGGAAAAGAAAUCCCAUCAGUACAAGUUCGUUUGGAAGACGGAAAGUCACCCAAUUCUGGUCGUGUUGCUGUUCGCUAUGGUAACGUAUGGGGUACCAUAUGUAGACUAGGACUAGAUAUAAACGAUGCUAAAGUGAUUUGUCGUAUGCUCGGAUACCCUGGGGCAAGUAAGGUGUAUCCAAAGUCCACCAUAAGACCUGGAAAUGGUACUAUCUGGCUGAGUAACUUGGAGUGUAAUGGAACCGAGGACUCGAUUGUUGACUGUCGUCAUCCAGGAUGGGGAGAAACGAUUACGUGCAACCAUGAGAACGAUGUUGCUGUCAUGUGUCAAAUAGCUGAUGCUCCUGGAUUCCAAAUCAAUGGAACCACCGUCAACACAGAAUCAACAGUUUUAAUCUUGUUCAACGAUUCACAACAGAUUGGAGCACGCUUGAAAAGUGUGUAUCAAGUGGCAGUGGAAAAGAGAGGCAACGAACAACGCUCGAAAUCCUAUGAACAACCACCACCCUUUGUCUACAAUGAAGUCAACGUUACUAUGGCAACACAUAUGGGUAACGAUAGUUACAUUUCAGCAGAGAUUCUAAGAUCUAUCACGAACCUCACGAUUGGUGACGGUCAGUAUUACCAUGGUUACUACAAUGCACCGUUAGAACCCGGAUCGAUGUAUAGAGUACAUGUAAGGAUCGUUACCAUGGCAAUGGAUGGGAAAAGAAUCUACGGCAAGUCUGCUUUUGUGGCUUUUACAACAAAACCGGGAGACGAAUUCAAGAUAAAGUAUUACAAAGAUACAGGAAAUCGUGUUGAAUGUACUAAUAACGCAGUAGUGAUAGCCUUGUCCCUGGUGAUCGUCUUYAUGGUUAUAGUCAUCAUUGUUGGUGUUGUGUGGUAUUGCCUUAAGAAUCGAAACUCCUACGCUAUAAGGAACAAAUCCGAAGGCGUAGAGAUGAAAGAAAGUGGCAAUGAUUCUCACAAUGACACUCCAUAAAAAUACCACUGAUAUGUAUUCAAAGAUACCGGCUUAGUUACUUGGACACUAUUUUGAGUUUGACAGACCAAGGUGAUGCAUUUUUGAAAACCUAUCAAAUGAAGUGCGAUAAAGUGUCAUUUUAAACCCAAUAGCUUUUUCUGUAUUCCAAAACAGACAAUCAUAAAUAGAUUACUUUUGCUUAGAUUUUUCUUCAAGGAAAUGCAAAGGAAAGUAGAUCAGGGAACGAUUUUACUCGAGUCUAUAACACCAACUCAGUCGCAUCCUUACGCAGCCUAACAAACCUUUAUCCAACUUUUAACUGACAAAUUUGGCAAAGAAAACCCUCAAAGGCUGGAAAUACACGCAGCGUUUUAGAGUCAGCAACACAUGUCAACAAGACUAUCUUACUAAAAAAAAUUAACCUUACCAGGUUCUACGGAAGAAGCCAAGAGCAACCAGACAAAUAAGACGCGAUUUGCUUUAAAUUCCAUGUUUUGAGAAAUGAUCAGUGGGCUCAACAUCGACCUUGAAUAUGAAUAUGAAUACAGUAAAUAAGUUUGCCUGAAAGCGCCAUAUACUACCAACCCGGGAAUCCCCUACACAUUUUCUUUUGUUCAGUAAUUAACUAGCACCAAUUAGGCAAUGAAUAAAGGGGAAACACUUAUUUAAAAAGAAAAUUCUAGAAGCACGAUCUUCGUAGUGGGAGUAAAAAAAACAUUGUUUGCACUUUGGGCAAGCCCAUGCAUGCGACUAAAGCGAAGGCGAGUAUGUGUAGAAGUCAAUGAUGCGGGUUAAUCGUUCGAUCUGAAGUUUAUUGCACUGCCUAAUAAAAUGCACACCAUAUAUUCGU